Molecule: messenger RNA, 870 nt
Organism: Nipponia nippon (crested ibis)
Lineage: Eukaryota; Metazoa; Chordata; Aves; Pelecaniformes; Threskiornithidae
Source: RefSeq, a predicted model, not a curated record
AUGACCACUGCCCCGGAAAGCACUAAAAGAAUUAGAUUACUGAAUUCAUCAUCAAAAGAUAAUACGACUGCUUUCUAUGGAAUAAAUCAGUUUUCUCACCUGUUUCCUGAAGAGUUCAAAGCUAUUUACUUAAGAAGCAUACCUCACAAACUUCCCAGAUACAUAAAAGUGCCAAAGGGAAAGGAAAAACCUUUGCCAAAGAAGUUUGACUGGAGGGACAAGAAAGUCAUUGCAGAAGUGAGAAAUCAGCAAACAUGUGGAGGCUGCUGGGCUUUCAGCGUUGUGGGUGGUAUAGAGUCUGCCUAUGCAAUUAAAGGAAAUAACCUGGAAGAACUCAGCGUACAGCAGGUUAUUGACUGUUCAUACAAUAAUUACGGCUGCAGCGGGGGAUCCACUGUUAGUGCUUUGAGCUGGCUGAACCAGACAAAAGUAAAACUUGUGAGAGAUUCAGAAUACAGUUUUAAAGCUCAGACAGGACUGUGCCAUUAUUUUGAUCACUCAGAUUUUGGAGUUUCAAUAACAGGAUUUGCUGCAUAUGACUUCAGUGGCCAGGAAGAAGAAAUGAUGAGGAUGCUUGUUAACUGGGGCCCUUUGGCAGUAACAGUGGAUGCGGUUAGCUGGCAGGAUUAUCUUGGUGGGAUCAUACAGUAUCACUGCUCCAGUGGAAGAGCAAAUCAUGCUGUUCUAAUCACUGGUUUUGACAGAACAGGUAGUAUCCCUUACUGGAUUGUACAGAACUCUUGGGGGUCUACAUGGGGAAUAGAUGGCUAUGUUCGUGUUAAGAUAGGCGGCAAUGUCUGUGGUAUAGCAGAUACAGUUUCAUCAGUAUUUGUUUGACGCAUACUGGCCGAAGACCACAAUUAUCGUUUG